This is a messenger RNA of Seminavis robusta, 2091 nucleotides long. Lineage: Eukaryota; Bacillariophyta; Bacillariophyceae; Naviculales; Naviculaceae. The record is from the annotation of a GenBank genome assembly.
AUGGUCGUCGACGAUGAAUCCUCCAAUGUGCGAGUUGUGGCUCGGAUUCGUCCCCUCUCCAAGACGGAGCUGGAGCGAAAGUCUGUGGAAGCCAUUGUUUCCAUGAGCAGUUUGGAGAAGUCACUAAAUACAGGAUACCAACCUACAACUGACCCCGAAUUACUCCAGGUUAAGGUUCCUGAUGGUCAAAAGCGAUGGUUUGAGCUGGAUGCUGUGUUCGAUAAGAAUUCAUCCCAAGAAGAAGUCUACAUCAGAUGUGGAGCCAGACAUGCAGUGCGGGAGAAUAUUUUCAAAGGUUUCAACUGCACUGUGUUGGCGUAUGGCCAGACUGGGGCUGGUAAGACCUUUUCAAUGGGGACAGCUGUUCAUGGAGUUACAGUAACAGAAAAUGAUGGAAUGAUUCCGAGAUGUUGUGUCGACCUUUUCGACUGCAUCAAGGAGAAAUGUGAUGGAAAUGCCAAGGUGGAAUUGAGCUACUUGGAAAUCUAUAACGAAGAGAUUAGAGACUUGUUGGCUGAAGAGGAAAAGCCACUCAAAAUCCGAGAAACAUUGGACGGAGGAGUUUAUGUGUCAGGUCAAGAAGAUCGGGUUGUCCUCUCGCCCAUCGAUAUCGGCAAACUUAUGGAAGAGGCAGCCAAAAAACGAGUCGUCGCAGCAACAGCAAUGAAUGCCGUUUCAUCUCGUUCCCAUGCAAUCUGCACCCUCAAAAUCAGUGGUGUCGUUGAAUCGGCCGAUGGCUCGGACAAAUUCUCCUCCAAACUCACUCUGGUAGAUUUAGCCGGAUCUGAACGCAUUAAAAAAACUGGAGCACAGGGAGGACGAGCCAAAGAAGGGAUCAACAUCAAUAAGGGUCUCUUCAUCCUUGGACAAGUGGUGUCUGCACUGUCUGAAAGGGGAAAGGGGGGGAAACUGAAGCGAAAGCCACCAUUCCGUGAUUCCAAACUUACACGGCUGUUACAGGACUCCUUGGGAGGCAACAGUCGCACGAUCAUGUUAGCAUGCGUUUCCCCGGCCGCUUACAACAUCGACGAGUCUAUCAAUACACUUCGAUAUGCUACCAGUGCCAGGAACAUCAAGAAUUCAGCUACCAGAAAUCUGGUCAAGAAUAUCUCGCCAGAGGAAGCCGCCAAGCUGCAACGAGAAAACCAGCUGAUGAAGCAACAAGUUAAAGAAUUGCAGGAGACUGUAAAGAGAUUAAUGGACCAAAACACGACAACAGUUUCCUUUGCUGUGUCAGAUGAUGAAGCUUCAGUUCAUUCGGUUGCCACGGCACCCCUCACGGGCCCUGAAGCCGCCGAUGACCAUACCAAACGAGUUCAUGACCUUGAAAAGGAAGUUGAGUCGCUCAAAAAAGAGGUCCUGGCGGCAAAGAGUGACGUUCGAAAAUCAGCUAGCGCUUCUGCAAUCGAGCUGCCAGCACUGAAGGUACAAAUAGCCCAAAUGACGGAAGAGUUGGAGCAAGCAGAAGGUCUGGCAGCAGAAAACGAAGAGCUUCGUGUAGAACUUGCCGACGCAAAGGCAGAUGCAGAGUCGGCCAGAUUGGCGGCAGCCAAGCUUUCCGACAUCAUGGAUAAGCUCAAAGAGCUGAAGGAAGACGAGAUCGACAAAAAGAGAGUCGAGUACAACCAUAUGAAGAAGGAAGAAGCGUGGGUUUCGUUUGUCUUUCAAAUGUUGAAUAAUCACAAAGAACAAAUGACGAGGUUGCAUGAGGAUUUCGAUUUGGUGCUUCGAAUUGUGGAGAGCCCGGCAAUGAUGUCUGUCCCAGGCAACAAGCCAAGGCGGAACCUGUGGAAUGCUAUAUCUGGCAACAACGAUGAACAAGUGCAUGACCCAGAACUGCGACAACAGCUUCUUCGUGAUCACGUCAACUUUUUCUGCAACAAAAUGCGUGAAAUUGAAAAUGAGAUCAAAGCGGAGUCUCAUUCAUUGAAGCAAAUCCGUGAUGGUAUCAAGAAGGAUCGUGAGAAGCUUCAGGGAGAUAUUGGCAUGACCGAGUUUGUUCGGGAAUCUCUACGAAAAGACGACACUGAUUUACUGCAACAACUCACCGAAAUGCUCAUCGGACCCAUCAAAGUUCAUUCCGAUCCAUAG